Diplodia corticola is the source of this 2559-nucleotide messenger RNA. Its product is annotated as nucleoside-diphosphate-sugar epimerase. Bases 1 to 2559 code for a protein of 852 amino acids. The record is from RefSeq and is a predicted model, not a curated record. The transcript is spliced from 7 exons. NCBI's taxonomy places the organism in Eukaryota, Fungi, Ascomycota, Dothideomycetes, Botryosphaeriales, Botryosphaeriaceae.
AUGAACACUCUCUACGUACCCAGCACGGCCAAGGUGGCGUUCGUCAGUGGGGCCAACGGCAUCAGUGGCCACGCCAUCGUGGAGCAACUGAUCCGGAAGCCCAAGACGGAAUGGCGCAAGAUCGUCAUUUCGUCCCGUCGUGCUCUGCCAAACUACUGGAUCGAUCCUCGGAUUGAAUUCGUGGCCGUUGAUUUCCUGGACGAGAAAGAGAAGGUUGCAGCAAAGUUGGAGCACGUCUGCAGAGAUGUGACCCAUGCCUUUUACACCUCGUACAUCCACACGGAUGAUUUCCAAAAGCUAAAGGAAAUGAACGUCCCUCUCUUCAGGAACUUCAUUGAUGUUGUGGAUGCCGUAUGUCCCAGCCUGGAAAGGGUUUGCCUCCAGACCGGCGGCAAGCAUUACGGUGCUCACCUGGGACCGGUCCGGGUUCCCUUGACCGAGGACAUUCCUCGCUAUGACGAUGAGGGCUUCAACUUCUACUACCCUCAAGAGGACUACCUUUUCGAAGUGCAAAAGAGGCGGGGCACGUGGUCCCACAACAUCAUCCGCCCCAAUGGAAUCGUCGGCUUCACCCCUCACUCCAAUGGCAUGUCUGAGGCAUUGACUGUGGCUCUCUACUUCCUCAUCAACAGGGAACUCGGUGGAGACGGAAUGUUUCCGGGUAACAAGUACUUCUACGACUGCAUUGACGACAUGUCGUACGCUCCAAGUAUCGCCGACAUGUCCAUCUGGGCGGUGACGCAGGAUCACUGCAAGGACGAGGCUUUCAAUCACACCAACGGUGAUGUUAUCGUGUGGCGAUACUUCUGGCCCCAGUUGGGCAAGUACUUCGGGCUGAACGUUGCGGAUCCCAAAUUCGAAAAGACCAAGGAGAGAGCAAACACGUUGGACAACGAAAUCGACAUGUACGAAUGGGCAAAGGACAAGAAGCCCGUCUGGGAGGCGAUUGUCAAGAAAUAUGGCGGGAAAGCCGAAGCCAUCGAAUGGGGCACCUGGGGCUUCUUCAUGUGGGCGACCGGAAAGAGCUGGCUCACCAUCGGAACGACCGCAAAGGCUCGCAAAUUUGGCUGGGGCCGCAUCGACGAUACGUACGAGUCGUGGAUCGAGACUUUCCGGUCUUUGGAAAAUGCUGGAAUCAUUCCGAGGAUCACGGAUAUCCCUGCAAGCAAGCUAUGGCAUGUCCGUGUGUCCCUGGUCCGAAAUGGCGAGUCAGGCACUCUUCUCCGUUGGUGCCGUACUUGGACCUUGCACCCUGCUCCACAUGCAAUCCUAUAUGAAGAGUCCAUGGCGCCGUCACCUCGCUCCCCGCUUGUUGCUGCUUCCACACCGUCGAGAAUGUGGACCUCUCUUGUCUGUCAGCUCCUCAUCCUCUCGGGGGCUCGCGCCACCCGUACCAGCAUCCCCCGAGCCUGCGAUGAGCCCAGUGCUGCAAACAUAGCCUGCGUGGCUCGGUACGACUCCGUAAUGAACUACCCGUUCUCUUCCCUGGCGGGAGGAGAAUCCACGACGACGACGACGAACUCCUCCUCCGACCUCUCUUCUCCUGCCGUUCAAAACGCGUCCUUCAUCGUCUUCGACGCCCGCGGCCGCGAGAUCCUCGGUGCCGCGCCCUCUCUGGAGCACAUCUUCACGACGACCCCAGGCCUGAUCCAAGAAGCCCCCGUCUACGUCCCGGAGCUGAACGCCAUCAUCUUCUCCACCUUCUCGCCCGACGUCUUCCCGCAAUCCAUCAUCUACCUCAACGGAACCCAGCCCAGACUGUCCACCUUCUACGCCGACCCCCCAGUCUGGGGCGUGAACGGCGGGCGUUACCGCGACGGGAAAAUAUACUGGGCCGUGGCAGGCUCGGGCGAGGCGCAAUCGCCGAACAAAACCGUGGGCCAAGCACCAGGAAUCUACACGCUGGACCCCAUCACGAAGAAGAGCAGCGUGCUGCUGAACAACUACUUUGGCGUCCAGUUCAACAGCCCAGACGACCUCGUCAUCGACGACAACGGCGACAUCUUCUUCACCGACCCCUGGUACGGCUGGGCCAUGGGCUUCGCCCCCACGCCCGCCCUGCACCCAUCAACAUGGCGGUUCCGGCCGUCGACUGGCGCCGUGUCCGUGGUCGACAACACGGUGGACCAGCCCAACGGCAUCGGCAUGGCGCCCGACGGCGCGAAGCUGUACAUCACCGACACGGGCAACAACAUCAUCAACGCGUCCGUCACGGGCAUCGUGUACAACUCGACCAACACGCACUGCGUGUGGGCCUUCGACGUCAACAGCAGCCCCGCCGGGAGCUGGUGCGGCAACAGGCGGCCGCUGUGGUGCACCGAGGCCGUCGGGCACGAUGGGUUCCAUGUUGCGGGGAAUGGGUAUCUGGUGGGGGCGGCGGGGACGGGGGUCGACGUCAUUAGCGAGUGGGGAGAGCUGCUGCUGCGCAUCCAGACGGACUUUACGGUGAACAAUGUCCAGUUCGCUGGCCCGCAGCUGGACGAGCUGUGGCUGUUUGGGAUGGGCAGCAUAUCGAGAGUUCAAUGGAACUUGACCGGGAUGCCGUAUGCUAGGAGCUAA